Molecule: messenger RNA, 2574 nt
Organism: Geodia barretti
Lineage: Eukaryota; Metazoa; Porifera; Demospongiae; Tetractinellida; Geodiidae
Source: the annotation of a GenBank genome assembly
GGAGGUGGGUGGAGUCAUCUACGAACCAAACCGUUUGUCGUUGCGAGUAUGUGUAUAUAUCUUUUAGAGUCACCACGACGCUGCUAACCAUACUUGUGACAGAAAACUGGGCUGGUUGCGAAGCUGGAUCAGCGAAGUUUCGUCUGUGGACUCUGCCUUGUGUUCUGGGUGCUGCUAUCCCCAAGAGGACCGAUCCUUGAACAAGCUCCCCUCUCCCCCUCUCCCUCCUCCACAGGGAGUACAUAGCACUGGUUGCUCCACCUCACCUAGAGAGUGGCAGACUACCUCGACUGACUCUGGCACUGGGACACCUAUAGAUAUGGGACUUCUGCUGCCUUUCAGUUGCUGUAGAAUAAGACGGAGACGAACAUCACUUGUGACUCGGGUCCUGGGACUCCUGCUGGUGGUGGUGGGCUUCACCUGGCUCACCUUCCUGGUAUUACAGGCCAGGCAAGAGGGUCUCCAGUUGGAAUCACAGCCACACAAACUGAGUUCUGUAGACUACGACGUGUUCAGAUCAAAUGAAAACCACAACAUCAUUCGUAGCGUUGACAUAGGUCGAAGUAAGGAUAGCAACAGUAAUAACAGUGCAGUACAUAGAUUAGCGUUAACAAACGGGAGACUUCCCAAAGGUAUAGACAUUCCAGUGCCCCCCAUCCACAAGGAAAACAAUAACGCCGCAAAGAAGGAUUUCACUUCCCCUUCAUUGUCGUCAUCCUCCAAGACAGAAAAACAUGGGGAUAGGAAACAGAACUCCAGCGAUCCUUCCUCUAUCCCGCUGGUGCACAACACGGCCGAGAAGCAGCAACAGACGAAGCAAGAGACACAGGAUCACGUCACGCUGGACCUGCUCCCGAGCCAGAACGGCCCAAACUCUCUCCAGAUACUGAGAGACAGACUCCACAAGGCAAACCGGGAGCAAGUGGUGCUGAAUGCAGACAAGUACCCCGCGCUGGCCUCCGACGGGAUUGUGCUGAUCGUCCAGGUCCACCGCAGAGAAGGCUACCUGCAGCAGCUCUUCAACUCCAUGAGGAAUGUGCGGGGAAUUGAGAAGGUGCUCCUGGUAAUCAGUCAUGACUACUACUAUGAUGACAUGAUGAAGCUCAUGCAGACGGUUGAUUUCUGCAGGGUGACCCAGAUAUUCUACCCUUUCUCCCUGCAAGCCUACCCUGAUCAGUUUCCCGGACCAUCCAGGAACGACUGCCCGCGUGACAGCACAAAAGAACAAGCUCAGGCAAUGAACUGUACAAACGCCAACUACCCAGACGAAUACGGCCACUACAGAGAAGCAAAGAUAACAGCCGUCAAACACCAUUGGUGGUGGAAGGUAUACACAAAUCCAUUUUUACACGCGGGUGUGACUCAAUAGAAAUUCAAUGAUAUAUGCUACUAGCUCAGCUCAAUUAUGGCAAUAUUAGACCCACAACAGGUGUCUAUGCCUAAUCCAAUACCACUUUGCAGUCUCAAUGGCAGGUGGUGUCGUUUUGCUGGGCAGGGAUCCAUAGUAAUACAUGCAGCUAAUGGUGUCGACGUGUGCAGAUGUAUUGUUGCAAGUUGGGGGAGGGAGAGACAAUGUAAUUGUGCCUGGCUCCUCAAUACCACCGGUGGUUUUACAGUCCGACACCAGUAAUAGACCGUGGGUCUCGGUUGUGGUAUGAGAUCGGUACCACAUGCUUCGGUCUCCGAGACAUCUCUCCUGUUUCUUUGGUUGUGUGUGAACCAGACUGUCUGAAUUAGUGAUAGGCUGAGGUUAAAACCACUAAAAUGUUGGAGCGACUCCCACUUGUCUGAAUAAUGUUUACAACAGACAAGUGAAGAAAAGCUCUCUCCCUCUCUCUCCCUUCCUCCCUCCAGCUAAACAUGGUGUUUGAUGGGAUGAGAGCCACCAAGGACUUCAAUGGCUAUGUCGUGUUUCUUGAAGAAGACCACUACCUAUCUCCGGACUUUCUCUACAUGACUGAGAAGCUGAUUGCUUUGAAAGAGGAGAAAUGCACCGACUGUGACUUUAUCAAUUUGGGGAUGUACACUGCAGUCAAGGGGGUCAGCAGCUUGACACACAGGGUAUCUGUUGGAAUAUGGAAUGCUGGAAAGAACAACAUGGGCUUUGGAAUAAACAGGAAAACUUGGGAGCAGAUAAAGUCCUGCAAAGAGCACUUUUGCACCUAUGAUGACUAUAACUGGGACUGGUCCAUCAACUCUAUGGGGCAGUCGUGUCUCCAGAGAAACCUAAAGGUUCUGGUGGUCAAGGCACCCAGGAUUUUCCACAUAGGGAACUGUGGCGUGCACCACAGAAAGGAGUGCAACGAACGGAAAGAUGCUCAGAAAGUGGAGCAGUUGCUACAGAGCCGGAGAAACACUCUCUUCCCCGAGUCACUUCAUCUGGACAUGGGUCUGAACCCCGGACCCUCCCGCAAGAAGGUCAAGCCCUACGGAGGAUGGGGCGACAUUAGGGAUCGAAACCUCUGUCUCAGUUUUGUAGACAACGCAUUACGAACUACACUAUAGCAUCACCCUCUCUAUUUUCUUGUGUGUCGUUUGUGUAAUCUCUAUGUUGUGCUGUUCUGUUUAUUUAUC